AUGACGUCUGCUCACAAAAUAUCCAUUGUUCCACCACUUCCGUCUUUUGAACCGGCAAGCUAUGAACCAUUUGACCCGAUUGUCGAUGCCACUCUAGACCAGAUAUUGAGUGAACAGAAAAUGAUUGAAUCGUCCAUGUCAAUGGAGGAUGAUUGGCUGGAAAACAGCAGGUAUCUUAAUAGAAGUAGCUCCGGCUCACCAUGUCUUCCAACCUCUCACCAAGCUACUGUCGUGAAAACGACUGCCAAAAAGUCCCCACCCUCCAGCUUUGAUCUUCCUCCACAAACCAAAUCGAGACGAUAUCGGCCAGCAAAACGGAAUAUCACGAUUGUUGAUUUUGUUGAAGACCCAGAGUCUGUUCCAGAAACAGACUAUUCUCAGACUGAUGAUGUGACUGUGAAGAAGACUAUUGCUGAUGAGGUGAUCGCAGUGGGAAAGGAUUCUCAAGUGAGAGAUCAGAAUACAGAAAUCUUUUUGGAGACACUAUCUAUCACAAACCAAGUCGGUUCCGAAGCCGGGAAAGAGGAGAUCGUUAAAAGCAACUCGGUACCUGCUUCUCAGAUCACUGACGUGACUAUAGCCAUUGACGGCCGCGAUGAACAACGGAGCCCAGCAAGUAGUGGAUUCCAGGACGACGCUCAAAUCAAAAGGAAUAUGAAUGAGCAUGCAGGAGACAAUAUCAAUGCUGUUUCUGAGCCAGAAGAUCCCGACUUGACUGAGCAAGAUACAAUAUUUGCUUCUGUAGACCAGUCUAUAGAGGACAAGGUUCUUCACUUUGUUGCAUCUCACCCCUUCAUGAAGUCACCUGUACAGCCGGUAUCACGAGCCGCUCGACAUGCCUUCACUCGAAGCCUUCGCGAAAAGGCUUAUAUGUCAGGCAUGAAACAUCACGAAGGAAUCAUGUUGAUUGGAUAUGUGCGACGUAUUUACCUUGAGCUAGCAGGCGCUCCAGUUGAGCCCGUGACGGCAAGUUCCGAAGAUCCUUGCUUCGGAAAAGAAUAUGAUGAAGAAGAGAGCUCGCCACAGCGAAGCCGCAAAAGGAUUCUUAGUGACACGGAGAACACGGUUUCUAGGAAACGCAGCAAGGGGAAACUACACUCCUCCGAAGGUUUGAACAUAGCACAGCAGCCUGCUGAAGAGACUGAUUCUUUGCAGGAGCAAAUUGGUAAACCAGCAUCGCCAGUUCCUAGUCAAGAAAAAAUUCAACGCCUUCACGAUGGAGUCCGAAUCGCCAAAAGCACCGAAUCUCCUUCCAGUGCCCUCAAGGUAUGUCGGGAGAAUAAUGACAGCUUUCAAGACCAAUCUGUCGUCAUUGAUUUGACAUCUCUCCCUGACGGACUGACUCCUCCUAUUCCUGAUGAUCCACUCUCUGAAUCAGAUUACAAGCUGCCAAUUGGACUCGGUGAUAGAGCAGCCGAUUACUCGCACACUCGCGAGGUCUCUCUUAACCCUAAACUUGAAGUUCACAAAAGCCCGUGGUCAGCUAAAAACAAGGUAGAAACAGAGCGACAAACAGAAUCAGUGUUUGUGCCGGAGGCAUCUCAGAAAACCGUGGACGGAAGAGCAUCCAAAUCAAAAGAAUUGCCAGUUCCAGUUCCUUGUGCCUUCUCGUCCAAAAAGUCCAAGCGAAAACAUCGCACUGAGGAUAAGAAGAAAAAAAGGAGCAAAGAAGGCAGAUCGGCGAUUGAGCUUGAAAUUGGUACCACAUCCAAUCCAGCUCAUCAACCACUUCAAAAUCCCGAGCUGCGUCAUCUCUCCAAUGUGAUCCCAAAACAAAGAAUAUCAAAAUCACAAUCUAAGCUUUCUUCAUUCAAUUCAAGGAGAUUGGACUCGGAUUUUUGA
Molecule: messenger RNA, 1842 nt
Organism: Penicillium taxi
Lineage: Eukaryota; Fungi; Ascomycota; Eurotiomycetes; Eurotiales; Aspergillaceae
Exons: 1
Coding region: 1-1842 (613 amino acids)
Source: RefSeq, a predicted model, not a curated record